AUGACGCAGCAAGAGGAGAAGGAAUGGCAGAAAGUUCAAAAAAAGACAUUCACAAAAUGGGUGAACGAGAAGCUGGCAAGAGGAGGCCAUGGGGAGAUUGAAGACAUGUUUGAGGAUCUUUGUGACGGAGUAAAACUUGCACACUUGCUAAUGGUUCUUCAGAAGGACAUGGUUGAGUACAAUCCGACGCCAUACACACGGAUCCAAAAAAUGGAGAAUGUGGAGAGAGUCCUUUCUUUCAUAAAGGAAAAGAAGGUCAAGCUUAUAAACAUAGGGGCGUCGGAUAUUGUUGACGGAAACCCAAAGCUUAUACUGGGGCUUAUAUGGUCUCUAAUUUCAAGGCUCGCCAUUGCAGAGAUGGCAGAGGCUGGAGAGCUCUCUAUAAGAAACGAAUUGCUUAGAUGGUGUAAGGAAGUGACCAAUGGAUACAAAAAUGUAAAUAUAGUCGAUUUUUCAAGGAGCUGGCAGGAUGGGCUUGCAUUCAAUGCAAUCAUUCACAGAUUUCGGCCAGAUCUUGUCCCAAACUUUCAGAGCCUUAAGAGUUCUGAGAAGACAUACAACCUAACACAGGCAUUUAAGGUUGCCGAGAAGUUUCUCAAUAUCAAGAGGCUUCUUGAUGUGGAAGACAUAGCAGAGGUAUCCAUUCCCGACGAGAAAAGCAUUAUGACGUAUGUCUCUGGGUACUAUAGGAAGUUCAAGGAGUACGAAAGAGAAAAGUCUGCACGCGAUAGGAUCAAGGGAAUUUUGGAGACUGUUGACUGGUCGAUACAGGCUAGAAACCUUUAUGAGAUAAAGGCAAGAAACCUGCUGUCUUUGAUAAAAAGCCUGAGUAACCAGAAAAAGGAGGUAUGCAAGAUCAUAAGAAGUCUCAACAAAUCAUUUGAUCUGAUGCUGGAGACAAAUUCGAAGGCCAUCCACGAAUCUACUGAGCUUCAUUCCCUUCUAGGGAGUAUAAAUGCAAUCCAUGACCUCUACAGAAUAAAAAAAUACUCUCCGCCAGAGGAUGUGUCUCUGGAUAAGCUUUUGUUCCCUCCUUUGCAGCCUCAAACAGUUGCCGACAGCAUUGAGAUCAAGAAGCUAUUCGAUCCAUCUUUUCAGUCGGAGCUCGAUGCCCUGAAUCGGAUAUUUGAGUUUUUCAAGCACAUGCUCCUAAAGGGAGAAGAUGUAAAAGAGCAGAUCCAGAGCACUUCCGAGCUUACCAAUAAGCUGAUGGAAAUUACAUUCACUCACCCAUUGGCAAAGGUUCAGAAGGAGGGAUUCAAGAGCAUUGCGUCAAAGAAGCUCGAAGCCUUGAGGAAUGCUCAUGACAAUAGAAGCAAGGAAGAGAAGGUUCUUGAGAGUGCUACUUCCCUGUUCAACAAGGUGCUGAAGAAGGAUGAGUGUGGGAUAAGCUCGUCAGACCUAUGCUGGUGCCUAAGCCAGCUAGGCCUUUCGAUAGAUGAGGGAAUGGUUCCAUUUGGCAAUCCAGAGGGCAGAAUAUCCUUAGAAGAUUAUCUUUUAAUAGUUAAAGAGAUGCACAGCACCCUUUUUGAUCCUUCAGAACUCAAAAAGGCUUUUGAGAUGCUCAGUGUAGAUGGUAUCUUGGAUCUCAGAUCUCUUAAUAUCGAAAGCAAGGACCUUAAGAAUGUCUAUCACCUCAAUGGUGAAGACCCUUCUCUGUGUGUGAGUAAGUUUUUCGACGACUUCAUCGAAAAUUAA
Molecule: messenger RNA, 1698 nt
Organism: Encephalitozoon hellem ATCC 50504
Lineage: Eukaryota; Fungi; Microsporidia; Unikaryonidae
Product: Ca2+-binding actin-bundling fimbrin/plastin
Exons: 1
Coding region: 1-1698 (565 amino acids)
Biological process (GO): actin cytoskeleton organization
Cellular component (GO): cortical actin cytoskeleton; plasma membrane; cell junction
Molecular function (GO): actin filament binding
Source: RefSeq, a predicted model, not a curated record